AUGUCGUUGACGCGCCAGGCAGCUUCGGUCAAGACGGUGGUCGGGCGAUCGACGCGCGCCAUUGCCCCGCUCAGCGUCUCGCCCAGCCACCCCGCAAAUGUUGUGGAUUCAAAAAUCGACUACAAGACGGUCGACUCCAUCCAGAAGUCCGCCGAGCAGGCCACCAAGCACGGGCUCUUCGUUAGCGGUCUUCAGGUCAAGGGAGUGAAUGUAACUUCCCGCCGCCUCGCCUCCACCUACGACGUUUCGUACCCCAACUUCGACGAGUACCGCCGCAAGUCCACCCUCGACACCAAGGUCGCCUCGCGUGACACCGAGCCUGAGCGUCUUGGCAUUCAGCGAGCCAUUAAAGGAGUUGCCUUUGGAUCUUUCGGUCUGUGGGGCGCGAAGGAGGGUGUCCAGACUCUUCUUUAUGCCAAGAGUAUGUCCAUGGCCACCCGUGCCCUGGCCGCUAUCGAGAUUUCGAUGAACGAUAUUCCGGAAGGAACGACGAAGACUUACGAGUGGCGUACCCGGCCCGUCUUUGUUCGGCACCGCACCAAGGCUGAGAUUGCCCGUGAGAAGGCUGUCAACGUUGCCGAGUUGCGCGACCCCGAGACUGACGAAGUUCGUGUGAAGCGUGACGAGUGGUCGGUUGUGAUUGGCGUGUGCACCCAUCUUGGAUGCGCUCCGAUCGCUGGCGCUGGUGAUUUCCUCGGCUACUACUGCCCUUGCCACGGCUCUCACUACGAUGCUUCUGGACGUAUCAGGAAAGGCCCGGCUCCCCGCAACCUUGACGUGCCCCCGUACGUCUUCAAGGGUGACACGAUCGUCGUCGGCGAGGAAGAGAAGAAA
Messenger RNA from Mesorhabditis spiculigera, 834 nucleotides. NCBI's taxonomy places the organism in Eukaryota, Metazoa, Nematoda, Chromadorea, Rhabditida, Rhabditidae. The record is from the annotation of a GenBank genome assembly.